Molecule: messenger RNA, 405 nt
Organism: Symbiodinium sp. CCMP2456
Lineage: Eukaryota; Dinophyceae; Suessiales; Symbiodiniaceae
Source: the annotation of a GenBank genome assembly
GUGCGCUCUGCGCAGUCGGCGCAGUCGCAAGGAUCGACCACCGAGGACCUGGACGCAGGGCAGCUGCGGAUUGGAACACGGAGGAAGCUGCCUCAGCAGCUGCCGUCAGGGAGGUUGCGGCCAGAGGUGCGAAACUGGCAGGCCCUCCGGACUCAACUGCUGGAUCGCGAUGAUCGCAUCUUCUCAGUUCCUUCACUUCACCAUGAUCCACGGCUGCAGCCGCGGGCAGAGCUGCCGCUGGGGGAAGAGUCGCCGGAGUCGGAGGACGAGGAUCCCAGCAACGAGGGCCACGACGAGAGUGCCGGCGAGGAGGAGGAGGCUCUACAGGCUUUUCUCCCAUCGCUAGUCUUUCGACGGUCAUUUGUUUGUGGUGCUCUCGUCGUCGGCCUUGCCAGAGUUUCCUAG